CAUCAAAAACGUAGAAGGAGCUUUGUAGUUCAAUUCAGCUUGAAUCCUGACUUUGUAUUUCUCCAAGAAGUCGUGAGCAGAGAAUUGCCGACAAUUGAUCGCUUGUCAAAAAUGUACAACAUUUUCUACUCGAAUAAGGACUACCUAUACUACACAGCAAUACUUGUCAGCAAAGUGUUCGAAGUUAAAAGGCAUGAAGUAAUCCACUAUCAGAACUCUGGAAUGGGUCGGACGUUGCAGAUUUUAGAGGGAAAAAUAGGCGUACAAAGGGUGUUCUUACUAAAUACUCAUUUGGAAAGCAUGCGGGAGCACAGUAAAGCAAGGAAGGAGCAGUUUCAAAUCUGCAUGGAAAAGAAUUCAAGAACUGAUCUCCAAGCACCCGAAUUGUCCUCUUGUUCUUCGAUUUCCAAUGUACCUCGUGGUGUUGCGGAUGCUUGGUUAGCAGCAGGUGCUAAAAAGGACACGGAGUUCACAUGGGAUACCCGAAAGAAUGAUAAUAAACACAGUUUCGGAGCUAGAAAUAGGUUCGACCGCAUAUUCUGGUAUGGACCACUGUCCAAGGUUAAGUUUGCGCUUGCCGGUCAACAGAGGAUAAGAAGUUGCCUUUGUUUCCCUUCUGACCAUUGGGCUGUACAUUGUGAAUUCUCAUAA
Ostertagia ostertagi is the source of this 651-nucleotide messenger RNA. Lineage: Eukaryota; Metazoa; Nematoda; Chromadorea; Rhabditida; Trichostrongylidae. The record is from the annotation of a GenBank genome assembly.